Messenger RNA from Hordeum vulgare subsp. vulgare (domesticated barley), 2117 nucleotides. Its product is annotated as DNA (cytosine-5)-methyltransferase DRM2-like. The record is from RefSeq and is a predicted model, not a curated record. The coding region runs from base 208 to 2010 and encodes 600 amino acids. Gene Ontology annotation, molecular function: protein binding; DNA (cytosine-5-)-methyltransferase activity. The transcript is spliced from 8 exons. Gene Ontology annotation, cellular component: nucleus. NCBI's taxonomy places the organism in Eukaryota, Viridiplantae, Streptophyta, Magnoliopsida, Poales, Poaceae.
GCGCAGCUUCGUCUCGUCUGCCCCUCCUCUAAAGCAGAGAGGGGCAGAGGAGGUCGCGCCGCUGUCGUCUCCCACUCUCCGUCGGCAUCACCGUUCCCCUCUCCCCCCUCCUCUGCCUCCGCUCUCCCCCAGUGCCCCCCCCCUCCCCCUCUUCACCGCAGAGAGAGAAAGAGAGGGCCAGAGGGGGCGCGUCAUCUCAGAUCAACAAUGGCGGACUGGACCAGCGAUAAAGAUGAUAGUGAUAAGUUUGAGUGGGAAAGUGAUGGUGAGGCUGAACCCUCAUCGGCUCCGGCCUUCGGGAACUUGGAUGCUGCUGGUCCGUCCACGCUGGACUCUAAUGGGUGGGCCAAUGAGGAAGCACCACCCACUUCGUUAGUCGAGGGAUAUGUGUUAAUGGGUUUCCCAAAAGAGAUGGUCUUGAAGGGAAUUAAGGAGAUUGGGCACAGUGAUGCAAAUGCGUUGCUGGAACUACUUCUCACAUAUAAGACACUAGGUGAGGACGCUGCAGUGGGUAAUUGCUCCACUUCUGGCUGCUUCCCUCAGAGUGUUGAAGACGAUGAUGAUUUUGAUUUUGAAAACUGGGAUGGAGACAAUGAUGCUGAUGGGAGAGAGCCAAACCCUGAUAGUUCUGGUGAUGAGGAUUUCCUAAGAGAGAUGUCAGAGAAGGACGACAAGAUCAAGUCCUUAGUAGACAUGGGCUUUCCUGAAGAUGAAGCAAAUAUGGCUAUUACCAGAUGUGGUGUGGAUGCCGCUCUCACUGUAUUAGUUGAUUCAGUCUAUGCAUCACAGGCUGCAGGAGAUUGUCACUAUGGGAACUUAUCUGGCUAUGAGGUUACUGGUAGCUGCUUUGAUUCUUUGGGAGUAAGAAAGAAAGCAAGAUUGAUGGAAGAUAGCAAGAAAAAGCGGAAGCAGUAUGGAGGUGGAGCACAAGGAAAUCGACGGCCCUUGGAUGGUAACCAUGAAGAACCGAUGCCUCUCCCAAAUCCAAUGGUUGGAUUUAGCCUGCCUAAUGAUAGGCUACGAUCAGUGACCAGACGGCUUCCUCAACAAGCUAUUGGGCCACCUUUCUUCUACUAUGAAAAUGUGGCACUAGCUCCAAAAGGUGUCUGGGCGACGAUUUCAAGAUUCCUGUAUGACAUUGAACCGGAGUUUGUGGAUUCUAAGCACUUGUGUGCAGCUGCUAGAAAAAGAGGAUAUAUCCAUAAUUUGCCAAUUGAGAACAGAUUUCCUGUCCUGCCUCUCCCUCCAAAGACUAUAUUUGAGGCCUUUCCUCAUUAUGAGAAGUGGUGGCCUUCUUGGGAUCCGAGAAGGCAAUUCAAUUGUUUGCAGACAAGCAUGUCAAGUGCGAAACUGACAGAAAGAAUCCAAUGUGCUCUUGCAAACUCAGGCAAUCCACCACAUAGAAGUGUUCAAAAGUAUGUCAUGGAUGAGUGCAGAAAAUGGAACCUUGUUUGGGUUGGAAAGAACAAAGUUGCCCACCUGGAGCCGCAUGAGGUAGAAUAUCUGCUUGGUUUCCCAAGGGACCACACGAGGGGAGUUGGCAAAACAGAGAGGUUCAAAUCUCUUGGCAAUUCGUUCCAAGUAGAUACCGUUGCUUAUCACUUGUCAGUGCUGAAGGACAUGUUUCCCAAUGGUGUUAAUGUGCUAUCUUUAUUCACUGGUAUUGGAGGAGGAGAGGUAGCACUGCACAGGCUUGGGAUCCACAUGAGGACAGUAGUUUCUGUUGAGAUAGGUGAAGUUAAUAGGAGGAUUUUGAGGGGUUGGUGGGAUCAGACUCAAACUGGCACAUUAAUUGAGAUUGCUGAUGUGAAAUCUCUUACUAACGAUAGAAUUGCAACAUUUGUUAGAAGAUUUGGCGGCUUUGACUUGGUGAUUGGGGGCAGCCCAUGUAACAAUCUUGCUGGCAGCAACCGGCACCACCGUGAUGGCUUGGAGGGCGAGCAAUCUGCUUUAUUCUACCACUACUUCAGAAUCUUAGAUGCUGUAAAGUCGGAAAUGGCAGCGAUGUAGCCUAUUCGUUUUAGUGCAUGUUUAUCAUUUCAUGCUUGUCUCUAGGAACCACAACUUCAUCUAUGUUAAACAUUGCGUUGAUGUGAAGGAUGUUUAUUUCUGGGAAA